CCACGUGUAUGUGUCUUUGCCCCUGAAUGUGGCCGUAUUGUGGGGUUUGUCCACCUGCCAUCCACACUUAUCUGUGAUUUCUGUCUAAGCCCCAGGGUGUCUAGGUGUCUGGGUUCAUAUUGCUUUGGCGUGUCUACAUGUCUGCACACUGGUCACGCCUGGGUGUGCCCCCCGUUCAGGAGUCUCCAAGUAUCUGCCACCAGGAUUGUAUGUGUGAAAACCCAGAAGAGCUACUGCUCAUUCCAAUGAUCAGUUUCAUCGGUCUUGGCAUGGGCAGUGCUGCGCUCUACUUGCUUCGACUUGCCCUACGCAGCCCUGACGUCUGCUGGGACCGAAAGAACCCAGAACCCUGGAAUCGCUUGAGCCCCAAUGAUCAAUACAAGUUCCUUGCAGUUUCCACUGAUUAUAAGAAGCUGAAGAAGGACCGGCCAGACUUCUAAACCAGGCUGGGCUGCUAGCUGGAUGUAAACCACGGAACUCAUUUCUUCCACUGCCUGUUCCCAGACCCUAAGGCAUCAGUCUAGUCACCUCACCCAGCUCCUGCUUACACAGGCCGGGUUCCCACGAAGAGGGGGGGCAGCUCCACCCACUACCCUGCUCCCAGCAGCGGAAGCAACACUGACCCCUGGCUUCAGUCCCACGAGGGGGAGGGGAGUCAGGACAGCAGGCAGCAACUGGGUCCUCAGCUCAAAAGGCCCAAACCAGCCCCCCAGUUCUGACUUGCAGGGUGUGGCUGGCACAGGCUACGUGUUGAGCCUGGCCUACGUGAGCCAACAGCAAGCAAGGGCCUCUGAGUGCCAAGCAGGAACGUGGCGGGCCCCACGUUUGCCUGAGCUCUCAAGAGUGCCAGCCCUGGGGCGGCGCUGUUCAGGCUAGACUAGCUUGCCUCUGCUGCCCAGGACGGGGUACCCAUGCCAAACAGCAGCUCCUCCUCUGCCCCAGCCUGCUGCCUCCCCCACUGGCAGCACAGAACACCUGGGCCUCCCCUGCCACUCCCUCCUCCCCUCCCUUGCUCCCCUUGGUCCCCCGGGAUCAAACAGAAGCAGCCGUGGGCAAAAUACAAUUUCAUUUAACAAAUUGAAUUUGCUGCGCCUGCUAAUCACGUCUGGUGUCGGCUCUGAUCAGAGACAGAGAGAGGAGGCUGCAGCCCCAGGGGUCCUUGUGGUGGUGGUGGGAGGAGAGGGAGGAAUAAAUGUUGAGGGAGUCAAAUCACCGAAUCACUGGCUGGCCCAGGGGAUCCCUCCCACAU
Messenger RNA from Fukomys damarensis (Damara mole-rat), 1249 nucleotides. It is a transcript of the gene Coxfa4l2, whose product is annotated as NDUFA4 mitochondrial complex associated like 2. NCBI's taxonomy places the organism in Eukaryota, Metazoa, Chordata, Mammalia, Rodentia, Bathyergidae. The coding region runs from base 138 to 440 and encodes 100 amino acids. The transcript is spliced from 4 exons. The record is from RefSeq and is a predicted model, not a curated record.